This is a messenger RNA of Triticum turgidum subsp. durum (durum wheat), 1272 nucleotides long. The record is from the annotation of a GenBank genome assembly. Lineage: Eukaryota; Viridiplantae; Streptophyta; Magnoliopsida; Poales; Poaceae.
AUGAGCCGCCGCCACCGUUCGCCGACGGCGGCACCGCCGCUGGAGGACGAGAACCUCCUCUCCGAGAUCCUCCUCCGCCUCCCCCCGCAGCCGUCCUCCCUCCCUCGCGCCUCGCUCGUCUCCAAUCGCUGGCGCCGCAUCGCCUCCGACCCCGGCUUCUCCCGCCGCUUCCGCCGCCACCACCGCCCCAACCCUCCGCUCCUCGGUUUCUUCGACAUGGACGGCUGCCGCUCCUUCGUGCCUACCCUCGCCGCCCCGGAUCGUUUCCCGCCGGGGCGCUUCUCCCUGCAGCGCGGCGACGACGACUGGUUCCGGUCCCUUGGAAGCCGUCAUGGCCUGGUGCUAAUCUUGAACAGACCCACGAACCAGUUGCUGGUCUGGGACCCUGUCACCGGCGACAAGCACUGGAUUGCCGUUCCCCCGGGAUUCGAGUGCGACUCGGACAGCCCGAUCGGCGGGGCGGUGCUUCGCUCUGCCGUAGACGACCACCAAUUCCUGGUGGCCUUGGUAAGCAUCACCGAGAAACAAGACCAUACAAGAGCCAUCGGCAGCGCUUAUUUGUCGGAGACCAAUACAUGGAGUGAUAUAAUCUCAACACCGCUUCCACCGGCAUGCGAAUCCCGCUUCCAAUUGAAAGCAGAAGACUUGCCACCGGUUGAAUGUCCGACCAUGAUUUAUUCGAGCAUACCUGCUGUGCUGGUUGGGGAUUCCCUUUACUGGUGGCUUUGGGAUAGUUCGUACAACAUCCUCCAAUUUGAUUUGGAUAGGGACAGCCUAGCCGUGAUACCUCCACCGGUGGACUUGUAUGACAGUCAUGUCAACUUCUCGGUUAUGCGGGCAGAUGAUGGAGGGCUUGGUUUCCUAUUUGUAUCAAAGUUCAGUGUUCAGUUGUGGAAGACGAAGGUCAUUUGUGACUGUUUUGCUUCGUGGGUGUUGGGAAGAACAAUUGAAACAGACAAGCUAUUUCCGCUGGAUUCAAAGGAGAGAGAGUCUCCAAUGAUAGUAGGAUUUGCUGAGGAGAAUAAUGUGGCUCUCAUGUGGACAGAAGGCAGUCUCUUCAUGUUCCAGCUUGAGUCGUUGCAGCUCAAGAAGCUCGUGGAAACCAGAAUCUCUUUCUAUCACCCAUUCGAAAGUGUCUAUACUGCAGGUAUCUACAUUUACAUUCUGGUGGCUGAGAUGCAGAAAUGGUCUGUCGAGUAUAGUUCCUUCCGUCUGCAUGCUCGACAUGGAAAACUGAACCUCUAUCUAGCAGCAUACAGUGUUCAGCUCUGA